AUGUGCACGCACAACGCGUAUGUCUCGUGCGCCACAACAGGUAAGGCAGCGGUUGCCACCGGCGGACUCACCGUGCGCGCCGCGUUCAAGCUGAGUAUGCGCACCGACGGGGGCUUGCGCGAUGGAGACCUCAACUCCUUCCGUUCAACAUUCACCAACAUCAAGUGUGUCAUUGUUGUCGAAUGCAGCAUGAUGAGCAGCGACACUCUCGCACGUGUGGACGACCGUCUGUGGCAGAUAACUGUAAGCUACAAUGAGCCUUUCGGUGGCUUGGACUUGAUCAUGUGCGGUGACUCGCGCCAGCUUCCCCCCGUUCGCGCAAACGAGGUGUACAAACGCAGUAGGACACGGGACAACAUCUUUAACAUGCACGUCACUUGGCAUCACCUCUCCCACUUUCCACUUACGCAAGUCGUCCGCCAGAGCGACGCCAACUGUUCCACCGCCUUGUCUAAGGUCGGCGAUGGUCGUGUGCUCGAAAAGGAGGAAGUCGACAUGCUUCAGGCCCGCUUCUUCUCCAAGGACGACGCGAAGCUCCACUGCCCUCACGGCGUCAGGCUGUUCCAUUGCAACAAGGAAGAUGAGGCGUACAACACGCAGGAUGCCGCCCAGGGCGUGGACGCUAUUUACGAGGCUAAUGCAGACGAAACCAUUGUCGGCUACUGCAGUGAUGCCGACUCUAAGAGUGCGAAGCGUCGGUUACGCCACCUUACCAUUUCUGAGGUUGACAACUUGCCGCGAAGAUUUGUGCUAUGUUCAGGAAAGCCAUACAUGCUUACCCUCAACAUUGACGUGUCCAACGGCUUAGGUAAUGGAGCGGUAGGUCAACUCAAGCACGGGCAGUUGGAUGAACUGGGCCUCCCUAAACGCCUUUGGCUCCACUUUCCUUCUAAAGCACCAGGCAACAUUGCACGAGUCAAGUCGAAGACUAUUCGCGAAGUUGCAGGCCCUGUCGUGCCUGUCGACUCUGUGCCCAUCGAACUGCGCACCGCCACCAUCACUUUGGACAAAAAACGCAUGUUUCUUGCCGUCGCAAGCACUUCCCUGUAA
Molecule: messenger RNA, 1050 nt
Organism: Rhipicephalus sanguineus (brown dog tick)
Lineage: Eukaryota; Metazoa; Arthropoda; Arachnida; Ixodida; Ixodidae
Product: ATP-dependent DNA helicase PIF1-like
Exons: 1
Coding region: 1-1050 (349 amino acids)
Biological process (GO): telomere maintenance; DNA repair
Molecular function (GO): DNA helicase activity
Source: RefSeq, a predicted model, not a curated record